AUGACAGCCUUGGGUCAGAACCUGGCGACCAUCCUCAUUGGCCGUUUCUUCGCUGGCCUCUUCGGUGUCGCACCGAUUGCUGUUUUGGGAGGGAUCAUCACCGACUGCUGGAAUGCAGUAUACCGUGGAGUGGCUCUUGCAUUCUGCAUCUGCUUGGUUUUUGCUGGUCCUACUUUCGGUCCUAUUGUCGGCGGCUUUAUCGUUGAAAACACAAGUUGGCGAUGGACAAUGUGGGUUGUUGUUAUAGCUGGUCUCGCUCUUGGGUUUGUGGCCGUGUUCACUUAUCCGGAGAGUUACCCGCCCAAGGUACUCCAGAUUCGAGCCAGGUCUAUACGCCGAAAAAUGGAUAAUCCAAAUAUUGUAUCUCCGCUGGAUCUCGAAGGGCUUUCACUGGAGAAGGUGUUCCAGCUCUAUCUAAUUCGUCCAUGGGUUCUUUUCUUCACCGAGCCUAUACUUGUGUCGUUGACCUUCUAUCAAGCGUUCAUAUAUGGUCUUAUGUAUAUCUGUUACCAAUCAUAUCCGAUCGCGUUCAUGGAAGUGAGAGGAUGGAGCCAAGGUUUUGCAUCCCUUGCUCUGAUUGGAAUAAUUGUUGGUGUGGUCAUGGGAACCGCCACUGUGGUAAUCUACAACCAGCUAUACUUCAAGCGAAAGGUUCAGGCUAACGACGGCAAAUUUGAGCCGGAAGCUCGCCUCCCCCUUAUGAUAUUCGGAGGCUGUCUUGUUCCCACCGGACUCUUCUGGUAUGCGUGGACGUCUGACCCUUCUAUUCCAUGGCCCAGUGAGGUUUGUGCAGGCAUCCUUGUUGGAUGGGGCAUGUAUACAAUCUUCAUCCAGUGUUUUAGCUACAUCAUUGACUGCUAUACCGACAUGGCCAACAGUGCAAUGGCUGCGAACGGUGCGGUGCGAAGCGUUUUUGGGGCGGUUUUUCCUCUCUUUGCAAAUUAUAUGUACCACAAUCUGGGGGUGGACUGGGCCAGCAGCUUGGUCGGCUUCUUGGCCUUGGUUAUGGUUCCUGUGCCGAUCAUCUUCUACUACUAUGGAGCGCGCAUCCGUGCUCGCUCAAAGAAGGCACGUAGUAGUGCGCAGAGCUUGCCGUUUUCCUCCGGAACAACACAAAAUAUCGCCCCCUUCUUGGGAAUUUGUAAUGCGGAAUUCAAUCACUGUGCUUGUUUGUCCGUUCUGUAUCUGCUUUUAGAGCGAUUGCGCAUGAAGUCGCAACUAAUAGCACCCGACGAUUUAAUUCUUAUCCGCGAUUCCUUGGAGAAGCUGACUGCCGUCAUCUACUGUGAAAAGUGUCCGCAGCGCUAUUUCUCUAUCAUUCAGAAUGCGGUAAUCUUAGGUGUGGUCUGUCUGUGUAUUGCGGAAUCCUACGCCAGGGUUUUGGAGGCGAUUGAUAGGGAGGAAGCUCGGGCAUCCAGAACUGGCGAACAAAAACUUGUUAACAUUUUUAUGAUAGCUGGUGGUCUUCUGUCCGGACAGAGUGAUCCGGGGAGUUCUUAUCCUUUCUCUGCGGAAAUGAGUCCGGUUGAAUGGAAGGUCUUGAUGCGAAGACUUGUGAAGGCAGAGGUUCUUGGUAUAGAAGGUCGACGAGAUAAAUGCUUUCUUGCUUUGAUUGAACAAUUGGAUGAGAGGCAGAGACGGUGGCAUGAAACACCUCCCGCGCCAGAUUGUCCUCCUGGCUAUCGCUCGACGUGCCGCUUUCCGGAUCGCAUCCCAACCUGCCUGAAGCUGAUUGAUGAUGCCAGAAAGCUUGUUGAUCUUCUUGAUAUAUAG
Aspergillus welwitschiae is the source of this 1773-nucleotide messenger RNA. RefSeq names its product MFS transporter. The coding region runs from base 1 to 1773 and encodes 590 amino acids. Gene Ontology annotation, biological process: transmembrane transport. Gene Ontology annotation, molecular function: transmembrane transporter activity. The transcript is spliced from 3 exons. The record is from RefSeq and is a predicted model, not a curated record. Lineage: Eukaryota; Fungi; Ascomycota; Eurotiomycetes; Eurotiales; Aspergillaceae.